CGCGGCGGCGGCGCGCUUCCCGGAACAGCCCGCGGAGGGCAGCACGGCUAGAACCCACCCGCGGCCGCAGCUCCCGCGCGGACAUGGCUGCGGAACCCGGGGAGCGGGCGGCGUUGGCCCUGCGCGCCUGACAGGUGCGGAGCAUGUACGGCAAGGCGGGCAAGGGCUGCGCGCCCUCGGACGGCCAGGCGCGCGAGAAGCUCGCGCUGUACGUGUAUGAGUACCUGCUACAUGUAGGCGCACAGAAGUCGGCUCAGACCUUCCUGUCUGAGAUCCGCUGGGAAAAGAACAUCACCCUGGGCGAGCCCCCUGGCUUCCUGCACUCCUGGUGGUGUGUCUUCUGGGAUCUCUAUUGCGCAGCACCAGACCGCAGAGAAGCCUGUGAACACACCAGUGAGGCCAAAGUCUUCCAGGACUAUAGUGCCGCCGUCCCCAACCCUGUGAUGGGCGCCAUGGCCCCUAACGACACGAUGGGGGCACCAGGCUUCUUCCAGCCCUUCAUGUCAUCACGGUUUCCAGGGGGUGCCCGGCCCACCCUACGGAUGCCAGGACAGCCUCCUGUGGGCCUCCCUGGGUCCCAGCCCAUCAUCCCUGGUGCCAUGGACCCCUCCCCACGCGCACAAGGGCACCCCAGCCUGGGAGGCUCCAUGCAAAGAGUGACACCUCCGAGGAGCAUGGCCAGUGUUGGGCCCCAGGGCUAUGGAACUGGCAUGAGGCCCCCACCCAAUUCCCUUGCAUCCAGCCAGGUCCUGCCAUCCAUGAACAUGGGUCCGGGGGUGCGUGGCCCGUGGGCCAGUCCCAGCGGUAACUCGAUCCCCUACGCUUCCUCAUCUCCUGGCAGCUACACGGGACCCGCAGGAGGAGGCGCCCCCGGAACACCCAUCAUGCCCAGCCCUGGAGACUCCACCAACUCCAGCGAGAACAUGUAUACCAUCAUGAACCCCAUCGGGCCGGGCGCCGGCAGGGCUAACGUGAGUGGGGGCCGGUGCGCCUCACCCGACGGGGACCCCGCGGGGGGCGGCCGGCCCGAGCCCCACGCUGCCCUGUGCCCGCAGUUCCCGCUCGGCCCCGGCCCCGAGGGCCCAAUGGCCGCUAUGAGCGCGAUGGAGCCGCACCACGUGAACGGAUCCCUGGGCUCGGGCGAUAUGGACGGGCUGCCGAAGAACUCCCCUGGCGCCGUGGGCGGCCUGAGCAACGCCCCGGGGACCCCGCGCGACGACAACGAGAUGGCGGCUGCCGGGACCUUCCUGCAUCCGUUUCCGAGCGAAAGCGUAAGCGCCUGCGUCGACUCCCCACCCGCGGCCGCGGCGGGCCGGAGGGGCCUGGCGGGCAGGCCCCGGCGGGGCGGCCGCGGGGCCAGAACAAGACCAUGACCGCGGCGGGCCAGGUGGGGGGGGCGGCGCGGCACCUUCCCCUCCUCCCCACCCUCCCCGGGUUCUCCCCUGUCCCCGGGAGGGCGGGCCCCAGCCUCGGCCAGAGCUGAGCCGCGCCCGCGCGCCGCCCUCUCUCCGCAGUACUCCCCCGGCGUGACCAUGAGCGUGUGAUAGCCCUGGUCUGCGCCCAGUGUCCUGCUGGCAAGGUCUGGGGUCGCGCCCCACCCGGACUCCUGGCCAGCUCAGCCUGGAUGGCCGGCAGGGCCCCCCACGAAGGACUUUAUCAUUUUCUAAACACACACGCACGCACACAGUGCAAGGACCUCAGAGAAGGGCAGGCCUUCUGAACUGUGCGCUGUCACGGGGCUGGGGGUGGGGGGCGCACAGCCAAUAAACACCAUUCGAUUUUU
This is a messenger RNA of Microtus oregoni (creeping vole), 1783 nucleotides long. It is a transcript of the gene Ssbp4, whose product is annotated as single stranded DNA binding protein 4. Gene Ontology annotation, biological process: positive regulation of transcription by RNA polymerase II. Lineage: Eukaryota; Metazoa; Chordata; Mammalia; Rodentia; Cricetidae. Gene Ontology annotation, cellular component: nucleus. The record is from RefSeq and is a predicted model, not a curated record. The transcript is spliced from 15 exons. The coding region runs from base 144 to 1373 and encodes 409 amino acids. Gene Ontology annotation, molecular function: single-stranded DNA binding; protein binding.